AUGGAACAAAGCAACAACAAAGCCCUGGAGCCGAUCAAGGUAGACGACAAGUUCGUCGAGCACGCUCCUGAUGCGUAUCCAGGUCUAUCACCAGAAGAUGCCGAGUUUAUGAGGGGGUAUGAAGGAAAGGCCGGCAAGAAAGUCGUCAAAAAGAUUGACUUUCGACUCCUCCCCAUCAUGGCCGUUUUAUAUCUUCUUGCGCAUAUCGACCGAGGAAAUAUUGGAAAUGCGAAAAUCGAGGGGAUGGACAAAGACCUUGGCCUUGUUGGAAACCAGUACAACAUCGCCAGCACCAUCUUCUUCGUGCCCUACAUCAUUUUCGAGGUGCCUUCCAAUAUUGUAUUGAAGAAGGUCAGAGCGAGUAUCUGGUUGUCGUUCUUGAUUAUCUGCUGGGGAAUCGUCAUGACGUGCAUGGGAGUGGUGCAGAACUUUCAAGGCCUCGUCGCAUGCCGAGCAGGUUUCUUCCCGGGCGCCGUGUUCAUCGUCUCGAGCUGGUACCCCCGUCAUGAGCUUCAGCAACGUCUCGCCAUCUUCUACACAGCUUCAGCAUUCUCUGGUGCCCUCAGUGGCCUUUUGGCUUUCGGAAUCGCUCGUCUCGAUGGUGCGAGAGGUAUUGCUGGAUGGCGCUGGAUCUUUCUCAUUGAAGGAGCCGUGACUGUCGCAGCUGGUCUGGUGAUGCCGCUCCUCAUCAUUGACACUCCCGAAAGAGCGAAGUGGCUUUCGGAGGACGAGAAGCGAUUCGUGGACCUUCGCUUACGUCUCUCCGGUGUGAGAUCUAAUACCGAAGAGGGCGACAAGUUCUCGUGGAAGCUGCUCUUCAAAACCAUGGUUGACUGGAAGGUGUUGCUGGGAAUCAUCCUCGCUUGGGCUAAUUCUGUCCCCAACGCUGCUUUCAAGUUCACCAUGCCCCAGAUCAUCAAGCAGCUUGGUUUCUCGACUGCGCAAUCACAACUUUUGACGAUGCCUCCAUAUGUAUGCGGUGGCAUUGCUGCAUGGUUGUCGGGAAGAUUCUCGGAUCGUUUAUCGUGGCGUAUGCCUUUCAUUGUGGGGCCCAUGUCUGUACUUCUUGUCGCCCUGGCCGUGCUGUUCAAUUACUCAAAGAAUGUGGCGGAUAAUGUUCCAGCCAUGUAUGUCGGUGUCAUACUGGCUCAGAUCGGUAUUUAUCCACUUCUCCCGGGUAUCAGCGCAUGGACAGGUAACAACCUUGCACCGUCAUGGAAGAGAUCUAUUGGUCUGGCUUGGCUUUUGGCUGCAGGAAAUGUUGGCAGCCUCAUUGGAACAAACAUCUUUCUCGAUAGAGAAGGCCCUCGAUAUCCGACAGGGUAUGGGGUUUCGCUCGGAAUUAUCUGCCUGGCUGCUUCCUGCGCUCUGCUCAUGGAGUUUUGUCUCUGGAAGUCGAACAAAGCCCGGGCUCAGCUUUCUGAAGCGGAAAUACGUCAGAAGUAUUCUCAGGAGGAGCUAGAUGCUAUGGGAGAGCGAAGCCCGUUGUACAAGUAUACGCUUUAG
Fusarium tjaetaba is the source of this 1506-nucleotide messenger RNA. RefSeq names its product tartrate transporter. Gene Ontology annotation, cellular component: membrane. Gene Ontology annotation, molecular function: transmembrane transporter activity. NCBI's taxonomy places the organism in Eukaryota, Fungi, Ascomycota, Sordariomycetes, Hypocreales, Nectriaceae. Gene Ontology annotation, biological process: transmembrane transport. The transcript has 5 exons. The coding region runs from base 1 to 1506 and encodes 501 amino acids. The record is from RefSeq and is a predicted model, not a curated record.